AGGUUUAUACACACGUAAAUGAGCAGAUGAACGCCCAAGUUGCCAAAUCACUUUACUCUAUCCAAAUAUGAUAAUUGUCAACCUCCCAAUGAACAAGGGUCUUAUUCGUUAUCGCUAUAUGAUGCAACAUUGAUGGGUUAAGAUGAACAACCGAGAAGACUUACGUAACGGUGUAAAGCUCAACAAGAGCAACCCUUCCAAGCAAAGCUCAGAACGACCACAAAAUCGGUCAAUUUGGGAUAAAAUCGCAAAGCUGGAACAACGGGAGCUCUGUCUUGAAUGCGAACAUCGACGCUGGAAAACAAACGUGAUACAGGUAUGCGAAACAUGUGCCAAAGGUCUACCAUCAUUGAAAUGCUGCCACUGCAAAAUAAGUUACGUCAACCACAAGUACUGCUUCAAGGCAUCAAACAUAUAUAAUCGGGAGAUGUGUAUGUCAUGCGCUUCUAACUGGGCCACGUACAAUAAUGAACCUAAACUUUGUCGGUUCUGUAACCAGUGGUCAGCAUGGCGCUCUACAUCGGAAUGUGACCGCUGCCGUGACUUACUAGAGAAGUACGGACAACCAAGUAACUGUGAAUCAUGUAAUAACAAUGCAGCUUUUGACCGAGGGGAAUCUGCACGUAAACGUGUCAAUGACCUGAAACUGUGUUUCCUCUGCACUUGCAACUACAAGCAAAAUGACUAUUACAACCGAAAAUUAAUGAAAAAGAUGAACAUAGAUACUUCAGAGAGGUCAACAGAGGACGUUAACACCGAUCAACCAUCAUCUGCUCGAGAUAUGGAGGAUUCGCCUUUAUUCCCCGAAAAGGUUCAAAGCGCUAACAACGGCAAUACCGCUCGUACUUUGGAACAAGAACUAAAGGAGCUAAAAGAUGCUUACAACACACUUAAGAAAAAAUAUGCUAAGCUGAAAGAUGAGAACAUAAGUCUUAGGAAAAGAGUAAAGAUGAAAUGACUCUUGUCCUGGGACAACAGUAUUAUCAGACCUGAU
Messenger RNA from Babesia bovis T2Bo, 994 nucleotides. RefSeq lists its product as uncharacterized. The transcript has a single exon. NCBI's taxonomy places the organism in Eukaryota, Apicomplexa, Aconoidasida, Piroplasmida, Babesiidae. The record is from RefSeq and is a predicted model, not a curated record. The coding region runs from base 143 to 958 and encodes 271 amino acids.